This is a messenger RNA of Aspergillus uvarum CBS 121591, 1739 nucleotides long. RefSeq lists its product as uncharacterized. NCBI's taxonomy places the organism in Eukaryota, Fungi, Ascomycota, Eurotiomycetes, Eurotiales, Aspergillaceae. The record is from RefSeq and is a predicted model, not a curated record. The transcript has 2 exons. Bases 361 to 1683 code for a protein of 440 amino acids.
CUUCCCCUUCCCCUUCCCCUUCUCCUUCUCCUUCUGCUUCCCCUCGUUCAUGCUCCUAUCUUAACGACUAAACCCCGCCCAAUCCAUAAGACAUUCGACUGUCUACUUUCCCUUCAUUGUCCACUACUCGACACUCAUUCGUCCUUUCUUCAACUCAUCCUGGUGAUGCGGUCGGCGAUCCUCCCAUAUUAACUUUCCCCUGUUGUUUACCCCGUGGCAGCAGCCCACUUGACGAAUUCUGAGACGACUCCCGACUACUUUUUUUCUGCUCGCUCGAGGAUAGACCUCCUGCUACUACAUCAAACUACAGAUUUCCUUACAAGACUCAAUCAUUCUUCCAACUCAUCAACAUCCGCAUCCAUGCCGGCCAUACCCCCUCCCCUGACUUUAUCUCACCGCCAUACCCGGAGUCGAUCGUCCAAUAUCGACUUCGACCCUAUCUCACCAGGCACCUACGCUCCCAACGGAUUUUCUUACCAGUCGCCUCGGUCGCCUCGCACGCCUCGCACGCCUCGUUCAUCCGCCCCUCCCUCGCCCAUCGACUCGCGCCCGCAGCGUGCCAACAGCAUCAAUGAAUCGCACCGGAUGUCGGUCGACUUCGGCGGCGCGGCCAGUGGAGGCGGCCUGGGCAACCUAGCGGAUGAGCUGGCCGACGCAUGGGAGGAGGAGGAAGGGGGUUACGGAGGUUACGCCUCCGGGCAGGACACCGGGGUUCCCGACCACGCACAAUACGCGCCCCACAGCGAGGACGAAGCUGCAUACAACCACCAUACACGCACCCCGUCAUCCGGGUACUCCCCGGAGCGGAAUUCCACGCUGCAACCCCCGCGGCCCAAAACGCGCAAUGGCACCCAGCGCCAACACCGCCGCUACGAGUCGCAGUACGAUGGCUCCGACUACGGGAACGACUCGGACUUUGAGGAAUCCGAUAUGCCCCCGAGUCUGGAAACACAGAUGGCGGAGAUCGAGAGUCUGGCCCGACGAGGCAUUGAGAACAACGGCAGUGAGAAUGACUACGUGAUCCAACGAGCGGUGGAGGCGUUGCGGGAUUUGGGCGCUCAGAGCGGCAUCGAGAACAAUGCCAUGAGACUCAUCACCGCUCACUCCUCCAUCACGUCGCAUCUAACCCAUCAGACGCGGGCCCUCCAAACCCUCAUCCACCCCCUCCUCUUCUCACCAUUCCCGCUCCUGUCCGAGGAUGCCAUUGACGCACUCAUCCCGCUCAUCGACGAAGAACUCUUGCCGAACCUUCCCUACCCUUUCCCCGACCAGCCCCGUCACUCCUCCCGGCCCACCACCCCCUCGCAGUCCUCCGCCCUCAAUCCGCUCGUCUCCCUCCAGAGUCUCGUCUCGCAGACGUCCGACAUCACCCUCUCCCUCCGGGGCCUGAGCGACACGCUGUACGAAUCCCGACAACUGACCGCCACCGCCUCGCGACGACUCCGGUCCGCGCGGGAACUGGUGGCGGAGCUCCGCCGCGAAGAAGAGGGCCGCGAGGAAGGAACGCGGUGGAUCGAACGCGGGGACUGGGACCGGCGUCUCCGUGACCGCGAAGCCGGCCGCGUCUGCGGCGACGUGGUCAGUGGGUUUGAGGCGGUUUGCGGCGAAUGGCGGGAGAAGCUCUUUGGAGGAGCUGCGGGAGCGGCCGCUGCUACCCCUGGAGCCGAAGUAGCUGCCGCGUGAUGUGAUGACAUCUCGAACCUUUCUUCUCAAGGAAAGCACAUACAUAAACAGAACCU